Messenger RNA from Penicillium mononematosum, 282 nucleotides. RefSeq lists its product as uncharacterized. Lineage: Eukaryota; Fungi; Ascomycota; Eurotiomycetes; Eurotiales; Aspergillaceae. The transcript has a single exon. The coding region runs from base 1 to 282 and encodes 93 amino acids. The record is from RefSeq and is a predicted model, not a curated record.
AUGGCCGAUGGCAAAGAGGCUAUAACGACUGUGACAAAUGGCUUUGUAAGGAACCCUCGAAAGCUUCAAGCAAUGCAACCAUUCAUCACGUGCUCAAGACGGCAAUCGAAGGACCAGGUACCCCAAACGAAUUCAGAAACGCUGCAACCACGUGUGGUAUCAGAAUUCGCAAUCUCGCAGGCGAAGAAAUGCCGACAGCCGAAUCAUGAGGAUUUUGCCGUCGUGGAUUUCACAUCUUACUCGCAUUUCGCUCGCAUCGCUCUUACUUUCUUCUCAUCAUGA